AAGCAAGAAGACUUUUCUGAACACCCAUUCAAUCAUCCAGGCCAAAAAGACACAAGACAGCAAACCAUGACAAUAAGAUGGCAUCGAAUAAUAGUGUUUGUCCUGUCCGUCCUGUUGGGCUCUUCCACUUGCAUGGCCGCAAAGGCCAAGAGUCACUACUUGUACAAGAAUGCCGGUGGUGGUGACAACCCUUCAGUGAUUGACUUGUACAUUGAUCCCAAUGAUGAGGAAGCCAUGGAACCGGAUUUCCUGUAUCAAGAGAAAUUUCCCCAUCAUCGAGUAGUGGAAUUCUACUCGCCGCUGUGUCCUCAUUGCGUCAAGUUUGCUCCCAAUUACAUUGAAUUUGCACGCAAAAAUCGAAUGACCGCUGGAGUCCAGGUCGAUUUCUAUGCCGUCAGUUGCACGGCCCACAAGGACAUUUGCCGAGAUCAGGGAAUCAAAGGAUAUCCAAGUCUCAAGAUAUUCCCAAAGGGCACCUCUCGAACCGGCAUCAAGAUGAAUCCCUAUCAAUUGAAUGUUGUGAAUCUACACAAGGCGCUGGGAGUGACAGCCGUUGAUCAGGCCAGUCCGACGACUUCGGAUACAUCCACAACCAAAACAGAACCACAGGAAAAACAAUCCACACAGGCAACCGAUAAAGAACCCGUCAAACAAGAAUCUGUCAGCAGCAGUGAGACUCUCAUCACUGUCAGCAGUAGUAACAACCAAAAGCCUCCGUUUUUGCCGCGACAACCCACAGAAUUAUUCACCGAUGCCUACAUGUCCUUUCACACGGCCAUGAAAACGGCAGUAUUCAUGGAAGCCGGGGGUAAAAUAUCCCCCAACAAGAAAAAAGUCUUGGGCCGAUGGAUCAAACUCAUGCAUCAAGUACUGCCUCCUUGGAGGAUCCAUAACCUCCUCGAAGGACUCUUGGGCCAAUCCCGUCAAAAGUUUUCCGAACAAGCGUUUAUGCAAGUGUUGGACCAGUAUCCACCACCCGAAAACGCCGAAUACAGCAUUGCCUGUCAACUCCACGAAUCACCCUACACGUGUGGUCUCUGGACUCUGUUUCACAUCAUGACAGUCGGGGUUGUCGAGUUCAAUACGGCCGCCGCCGAUCCAACGGGACGCUUUGACGUACAAGAUGUCUCCCAGUUGCUACGGGAUUUCGUCCAACAUUUUUUGUUGUGCGAUGAAUGCACACAACACUUUACCCAAGAAUACGAUGCCUGCUCCUACGACCGAUGUACUCGUUUGAAAAAGAACUCUGGCGAACAAGCUGAACAACAACAACUGGACGAUUGGAAAGAACUGGCAUUGUGGUUGUUGGAAACGCACAAUGGCGUCAAUUUACGACUGGCAUUGGAACGGAUCACCGCACCGUUGUUCACGUCGGCGGCACAACAAAGUGUCAUGUGGCCACAGGUGACGGAUUGCCCUACUUGUUGGUUGGAAGCAGGGGGGUCCGAAACGGCCAAAAUGUACAACAAAACCAUGAUGUGGGACUACAUUCGAUUGACGUACUGGACUGAGGAUUACAUUGCUGUAGCGACUCGAGAGGAAUUGAGUCGGCUAGGAGUGAAACCGCAGACUCUGCAAGAGGUCGUUGCAGCAUCAGCAUCAUCAACAUCGUCGGCGGCAACCGACGAUGACACGAGCGAAUCAGAAUCAGACUUUCCCGAUAGCGCAUCCGUAAUGGACAACGUUUCGGUACUUUCCAAAGAGGUACGGUACUCUGCCAUGGUGGUCACUGCAUUGGUGGUCUUGGUAUGGAAUAAGAGAAGAGUGCGAUGGCUGUUGACACAGAGAGAUUCUCGGUGGACGCUAUAGACUAGAUUGUAAAUAAUGAAUAAUGUGCAGACGCAGAAGUCGGCUAGCGAGAUCCGAAAUCUUUACAAUUGCUUCAUUGCAAGUUGUGCGAGCCUUUUGGACAGGAAUACCGGUAACACUGAUGGAGAGGCACAAGCACUGAGGGAAGUAACUCCUAAAAAGUACGCCCGUACUUUAGCUAGCUAGUCAUGGGAAGCUAGCUAGUCAUGGGAGGCUGCAAACGUCCUUAGCCAUCUCUGUUCUGAUGCUUCUAGUUUCCCGUACUUCUGAUCCUUUGCCAACCAAGAUGUAUGAUGGUCAACAUAAUGAUCAAACAUUUCCUUUUGACUGUUGUCCGAACAUGUUUGUAACUUGGUUCCAGGCAGCAGACAAGACUGCAAUGAG
Seminavis robusta is the source of this 2193-nucleotide messenger RNA. The record is from the annotation of a GenBank genome assembly. Lineage: Eukaryota; Bacillariophyta; Bacillariophyceae; Naviculales; Naviculaceae.